GCGUCAGCGUUGCGCAGGUUGGGUUUGAACCGAAAGCGGAGUGACCUUCCCGGGGUAGGAGCAGAGAGAGGAGGCAGCUGUAGGAGACUGAAGCAGCAGACUAAUGUCCGCACUCCAGUCCUCAACUCUCGCUACAGAUAUGAACAACCUACCUGGAGAUGAAAUUGGGAAGCUGUUUGUGGGUGGAUUAGACUGGAGUACAACUCAAGAGACUUUACGAAAUUACUUCUCCCAAUAUGGAGAGGUUGUGGACUGCGUCAUCAUGAAGGACAAAAGCACAAAUCAGUCCAGGGGUUUUGGCUUUGUGAAGUUUAAAGAUCCAAACUGUGUUCGGACUGUCCUGGAUACCAAGCCUCAUAACCUUGACGGUAGAAAUAUUGACCCUAAGCCAUGUACUCCAAGAGGAAUGCAGCCGGAGAAGACGAGAGCAAAAGAUGGCUGGAAAGGAGGUAAAAGUGACAGCAAUAAAUCCAAGAAGAUAUUUGUUGGUGGAAUUCCACACAACUGCGGUGAACCUGAACUCAGGGACUAUUUUAACAGAUUUGGAGUGGUCACAGAGGUGGUAAUGAUCUAUGAUGCAGAGAAACAGAGACCCCGAGGUUUUGGAUUUAUUACUUUCGAGGCCGAACAAUCAGUGGACCAGGCUGUCAACAUGCAUUUUCACGACAUCAUGGGCAAAAAAGUUGAAGUGAAAAAGGCUGAGCCUCGGGACAACAAAGCUCCUGGCCCUGGGCAGCUGGGAGCCAAUCAGUGGGGACCCAGAGCCAUCUUAAGUGCGGCCAAUGGCUGGGCCGCACAGCCUGCUCAGAGCUGGCAGCAGAGCUAUGGCCCUCAGGGGGUUUGGGUGUCCACAGGGCAACCAUUAGGGGGAUAUGGGCCUCCUUUGCCAGCAGGCCGAGGUGCUGCCCAACCUCCCUCGCCCUUUAAUGCGUUCCUAGUUACAGCAACCCCACCAGGAGGAUUUGGGGCACCUCAGGGAUAUCCACAACAGGGCUACAGCACACCUCCUCAAUUUGGGUACAGUUUUGGCACGCCACAAGGUGACCAGUUUGUACCCCAAGGAAUGCCUCCGCCUCCUACUACUCCCGGAGCUGGGCCUCUGGGCUUUGCCCCUGCUACCACCCCUACUCAGGACAUGAGCAAAGCCCCACCAGCACAGCCUGACUUCUCUUAUAGCCAGUACGGCUUGGGUAACUAUCCUCAGGACCCCUCUGCCUACGGACCAACGCGUCCUUCUCACAGUUAUGGUCAGGAUGAGCAGGGAUAUAGUGCAGGUUAUGGGCAGGAUCUGAGCGGCUUUGGACAUAGCUUUGCCGACCCUAGCCAGCAGACUGCCUCAUAUGGUGCCCCUUCCGCACAGCCUACAUCAGCGCCGCAGCCCACAGCGACUACUUUUGGUCGUGGGCAAAACCACAACGUCCAGGGCUUCCAUCCUUAUCGGCGCUGACCAUUCCCUUCUGACUUCCUCAAUGCAAUACAAACCGUCAGGGAAUCGAUGUUCUGAUCACAAAUGCCACUGGAUUGUGAGCUUGAUGAACAUUACAAAUGUAACUGGAGGGUGUUUGUGUGUAUGUGUGGUUGAGUGUGUGUAAGUUAUGAACAGGGACUAUACUCCUUUAUGAGGAGGCCACAUUUGUUGUGUAUUUUUUUUUUUUUUUUUUUUCUAGUAGGGCAGCGCUAUUUAGCAAUAGAUUUUCUUGAUUGGUGAAACAUCAGCACAGAACCAUGCCAGUCGGCGGAGUGACAGGGUCUCCCAUUUCCUCAGCUUUAAUUCUAUUAGGGCAAAAAUAUUUUAUUUUCAAUUUUGUGGACUUUUUGUUUACUAUCUGAGCCUUUGACCAUUUUAUUUAAAACAUUGUUCGAAAUAGAACGUACAAAUAUGUAUUAUAAACCUGAACUGUGCAAUUUUUUAAAAGAAUUUUGUACUAUUAAAUGUGCGCUUUUCUUGUUUUUAUUUCAGGAUGUAGUGGAUUCCCUCAGGUGGCUGUUUUAGUGCACUUUGCACUUAUGCAAAAAAAGAGAGAAAUUUUAUUUGAAAUAAAUGAUUUAAAGAUA
This is a messenger RNA of Ictalurus furcatus (blue catfish), 2055 nucleotides long. It is a transcript of the gene dazap1, whose product is annotated as DAZ associated protein 1. Gene Ontology annotation, molecular function: RNA binding. Bases 104 to 1447 code for a protein of 447 amino acids. Gene Ontology annotation, cellular component: cytoplasm. Lineage: Eukaryota; Metazoa; Chordata; Actinopteri; Siluriformes; Ictaluridae. The transcript has 13 exons. The record is from RefSeq and is a predicted model, not a curated record.